UCAAAAAGAAGUGUAGGCGGUCUGCUAGAGUUUCUCCGAACACUUGAAAUGACUGCUCCAUGCUCAUUAACACCUGUGGAAAUCAGAAGCACACAGUGAUGUAGAAAGCCUUAUAAAGAGUCUCCAAUGUGCAGCUUUACUUUGCGGUGUGGGAAAAGUUUCCGUUCCCUUUCAAACAUAGUGAGAUAGAAACUGAAAUUUGAUUUAAACAUGCUUUGCGCGGAUCCUUCAAUUCCGAGUAAUUGGACAUUACCGUUUGUUUCCACUAAAAAAGAAUGUUAUGUGGAUUCAUUAAGUGUUCUUCUGAAUAUUUUGUUGAUGUUAAUGACUUUUGUUGUCAUUCUUAGAUACAAAUGUACUAAAAUUGAAAAGAAACACGGAGAAUUGGUUAGAUAUCAUGAACAUUGUUCGAGAUUUGUUUUAACUCUGUGUUUAUUCCUUUUAAAUUUGGCGGAAAUUGGAGAAGGGAUCAUGGUAAAUCAGUUUAAUAGUUCAUCUAAAUUGCAUAUAAUCAUUACUCCUGUUUCAUCCUUAUUGUCCACACUUUCAGCUAUUUUAUUUUACCACUAUGUCGAAAGAUUGAAUAGGCCGAAAUUAUUGCUGAUACUUUUUGUUUUCUGGCCAGUGGCAGCUACUUUAAAAUUAGCCAAGCUUGUUACUUUAUAUGGGAUUGGAUUAAGCACCUAUCAUAUGAGAAUCUUUCUUACUUGGACAGUAACUCUGGUUUAUUCAUUGUUGACAGCUAUUGAUGCAACACUCGUCAUUGUGCAGAAAUAUUUUUGUGAUAAACCAUACCAUGAAGAACCUGAAUAUCGAUUUGAUAUUACUAACAUUCAGUAUCUGCAUCCCUAUGUUAAUUUAUUUUCACAAGCCACAUUUUCAUGGUUACUACCUCUAUUGAAACUGGGUUAUCAGAGGCCUUUGGAAUUAGCUGACUUGGAAGGAUUGCCAGAAGACGAGAAAGCAGAUCAUCAGUUUAGACGAUUUAAUGAAGUUUUUAUGGAAGAGAAGCAAGCUGCUGAAAAGGGUAAACGAAGAAUAUCAUUAUGGAAAUGUUACUGGCUGACAUUCUGGAGAUCAUUGUUUUUUGGUGGUAUUAUGAAGAUAAGUGGAGAUGUGGUCAAUUUAAUUGGACCUAUUUCUAUUAGUUUCAUUUUAGCUUAUGUGACUGCAGUUAAAACAGAAAUUCUCCCUCAUGGAACACCUGAACAGCUGUAUUAUCCAACUAUAUGGGAAUUUAUUCAGAAUGGAUUUGUUAUGGCAGUCAUAGUUCUGGUUGCUACAUUUUUACAAAGUACACUUUCAAACAACUUUAACCAUUUAGCCAUAGCUGAAGGAACUCAUUUAAGAACUGCAUUGCAGUGCCUUGUUUAUAAAAAAGCUUUGAAAGCUAGUUCUGCAUCAGGACUUGAUACAGGAGCAGUUGUGAAUCAUAUGGCUGUAGAUGCAUUUAAUAUGAUGAUGUUGUUUUCUAUGGGGCAUUAUUUAUGGGCAGUUCCCUUCAAGAUAGUAUUGCUGUUGAUUUUGUUAUAUUCAAGACUUGGUUAUAGUGCAUUGAUUGGUGCAGCUACAGUUAUUUUUCUUGUUCCUGUACAAUAUUAUAUUUGUACUCUUUUAUCUAAAAUUCAGGGAAAGGCUUUGGAUGUUUCAGAUGAACGUUUGAAGAAAACAACUGAAUUAUUACAAGGCAUCAAACUUCUAAAAUUAUAUGGAUGGGAUCGAUUAUAUGCAAAUUUUGUGCAAAAUGUUCGUGAGAAGGAAUUGAAAAUACUGAGGAGUGAUGCAAUCUGUGUUGCCUUUAACACCUUUAUCACUCAGACUUCUUCAAUCAUUGUUACACUUGUGACAUUUUCUCUGUUUUCUAAAAUUGAAGGCAGACCAAUAAUGCCUGCAGAUGUGUUUACUGGUUUAGCAUUAUUUAAUCAGCUGACAGUGCCUCUAUAUAUCAUACCAUUUGUCAUACCUAUGGUCAUAAAUGCUAUUGUAAGCACAAGACGUCUUGUGGACUUUUUAAUGCUUCCUGAAGUAGAUUUGACUCUUCCUUGGCGAGAUGAUUCAGAUGCACCAGAUGCCAGGGUAGAAUUUGUACCAGAUAGUGGAAGUGUUUUGUUGCAUGUAAAGGAAAACUCAUUUGAUAGCAAAGGAUAUCUUUCUGGGUCUGAAGAAAGUGAUGGAGUCUUCUUGCCUGAAUUUUAUAAUUAUCCACCAAUUGAAGAAAAUAUGCUUGUUUCUAUAAAAAAGGGAUACUUUGCUUAUGAUCCUGCAUAUACCAUACCUACUCUAAGAGAUAUAAAUGUGCAAAUUCCAGCUGGUAAAUUAACUAUUAUUGUUGGAAACAUUGGUAGUGGAAAAUCAUCGCUUUUAUCAGCUAUUCUUGGAGAACUGCAUAUAAUAAGUGGUUCAGUAAACUGGAAUAGCUCUCCCCUUGUUGCUUAUGUUCCACAAAAACCAUGGUUAAUGAAUGCCACUCUUAAAGAAAACAUUUUGUUUGGUCAACCUUAUGAUGGAAGAAGGUACCAUCAAGUAACUCAAGCAUGCGCUCUGCAACCUGAUAUUGAUCUUUUACCUGCUCGAGAUAUGACUGAAAUUGGUGAACGGGGUCUUAAUUUAAGUGGUGGGCAAAAACAAAGAAUUGCUCUUGCCAGGGCAUUUUAUUCCCCUGCAAGACUUAUUAUUCUGGAUGAUCCUUUAUCAGCUUUAGAUGCCCAUGUUGGUGCUUAUGUAUUUGAGCAUGGUAUUAAAACUCUUUUAUUGAGAAGGCAGAGAACAGUCAUACUUGUUACUCAUAAGCUUGAAUUUCUUUCAUCUGCAACAAAGGUUAUUUUGAUGGAAAGUGGCACAAUAAAAAAAGAAGGUCCACCAAAAGAAAUUGAAGGAUGUCUUCAGGAUUUGAACUUUAAUUUGAAAAGACCUAGAAAACCAUUUGGGAAAGAGACCACACCAGCUGAGGGAACGUCAAAAGAAAGACACAAAUUGGUGCGAUUAUUAUCAAGGCAACAACUUUUUAGAACAGUUUCAACCCAAGACAUCAAGCCUCGUGCAAGAUUAGUUUCUCUGAGUCGUCAAAUGUCUCAUGAUCCUUCUAGUCCUCUUCCUUGCCAUGAUUGGGGAGAUCAUGAUGAUCCACUUCCUCCUAUUGCUGAUCCAGAUGAUCCUGAUACAGGUCACAAGCUUCUCAAUCGGAUGAAAUCUGUUGAAAGUCUGAGAUCUCGAUCUAGUGCCAGUUCAGCUAGUGUGGUUAGGCGUUCUUGGAAAUGUCCCCCUUCAAGAUUAAAUUCGCGAAUUUCUACUCGUACAGAUGACCUUAUUGAAGAAGAGGAUGAAGAAGAUUUUGAUGAUGAUACAGAUGAUAAAAUUGUUCAUAGUUGUGAUCAAGUGCAAUUACCUGAUGGGAAGCUAAUAAAAGAGGAAGAAAGGGAGAAAGGCAAAAUAUCCAAACAAGUUUACCUUAUGUAUAUGAAAGCUUGCACAUUGCCUUUAGCUUUGCUUGUCAUAUUUCUCAUCAUCACUACUCAAGCAAUGAAAGUAGGAACUGACUUUUGGCUUUCUACAUGGUCAGAAAAUUCAAUGUCAAAAAGUUUAAAUCAGUCUUUUGAUGAUAAUGAUACUAAUGAGAUGGUUUAUAUGGAGGAUGAAGAAAUUAAUUAUUACAUCCAUAUCUAUGCUAUUCUCUCUGGUGCAAGUAUUCUUCUAGCAUUUAUAACAAAUAUCUCUGCUCAACUCACUUCUCUCAAAGCUGUUAAAAUGUUACAUAGUCGAAUGCUAAAUAAUGUUGUACAGUGUCCCAUGAAGUUUUUUGACUCAACUCCUGUUGGCCGCAUCAUCAAUAGAUUCUCUUCAGAUAUGAGUACUAUUGAUAAGAAACUGCCUGUUACAUUGCCUAUAUUAUUGCGUUUUAUUUUACUGUGCUUGUCUGCAAUAAUUGUGGAUAUGAUUGUCACUCCUUACUUUAUUAUUGUUGUUAUACCAGUUGCUGCUAUUUAUUAUUUUCUUCAACAUUUUUUUCGUUACACAUCUAGGGAACUUCAGAGGCUAGAUAACAUUACAAAAUCUCCAGUGUAUUCUCAUUUUACCGAGACAGUUUGUGGUUUAUCUACCAUUAGAGCAUUCAGGGCUGAAUCUCGAUUCACAGAAAUGAUUAUGGCCUGUAUAGAUGUUAAUAAUACUGCAUUUAUAUUAGUUAACUGUUCAAAUUGUUGGCUGGGUGUUUCUCUUGACUAUCUUGGUGGGAUCAUUCUUUUUAUUGCUACAUUAUCUUCAAUAUUUGCUGCUAUUUAUGGAGAUGUUUCUGAAGCUUUUGUUGGAAUGUCUAUGACUUAUACUCUCUUGGUUCCUAUUUAUUUGAAUUGGGUAGUCAGAAAUUUAGCUAGCACAGAAAUGUACAUGAGUGCUGUAGAAAGGGUGCGGAAUUACUCAAAACUUUCUACUGAAGAUGGUCCUGCAAAAGAUUUGUGUGAUCUUUCCGAUGAAUGGCCUGAAAAUGGGGCCAUUUCUUUCCAGAAUGUAACAAUGAAAUAUGACUCAAAUAGUGAUCCUGUCUUGAAAAAUAUCACCUUGGCAAUAAAACCUGGUGAAAAGGUUGGCAUAUGUGGCAGGACUGGAAGUGGUAAAUCUUCUCUAAUAAUGGCCCUGUUCCGGAUGGUAAAUAUAAUGUCAGGGAAGAUUGAAAUUGAUGGCAUUAAUAUAUUGAACAUUCCUCUUGAAAUACUGAGAUCACGAUUAUCCAUUAUCCCUCAAGAAGCAGUAAUCUUUUCUGGUACUGUUAGAGAAAACCUUGACCCAGCCAAAGAACAUACAGAUGAGGAGAUAUGGAAGGCAUUAGAGGCUGCUCAGUUGAAGCAUGUUAUUACUUCAUUACCAGGAGGAUUAGAGGCUCUAGUGUCAGAUGAAGGAUCAAAUAUGAGUGCUGGGCAGCAUCAGCUAUUUUCAUUAGCGAGAGCAUUGAUACGAAGAUCAAAAAUUUUGGUAAUGGAUGAAGCAACUUCUUCAUUAGACCCUGAAACUGAUUUGAUACUGCAAAAUGUUGUUGCAGAAUAUUACAAAGAUAGUACUGUUCUAUCCAUUGUGCAUCGUGUUCAAAGUGUUUUGAACUUUGACAAGGUAAUCGUGUUGGAUGGUGGGCGUAUUGCAGAAAUGGGAAAUCCUAAAGAUUUGCAAGAAGUAAAAGGAAGCAUAUUUGCUUCAUUAGUAAAAGCUAGUCAUCAACAUCACUAAAGAUUUAACAUUUUAUAAUGCAUUUUAAAAUAUGAAUUUGUCCAUAUUGGUGAAAUCGUUCAUAUUUUCUUGCAAUAGUUUUUUUAAUGUUAUGAAUUUUAAGACAUUUUACUCAAUAUUUAUGUGAAAUGUUUGUAAUUGUAUGUCGAGUUGUAGUUGAUAUGUUUUGUUUCUAUAACAAUGGAUCUUAUUUUUUGGAGAUUAAUUUAUAUUUGUUUGGUUGAGUGUUUCAGAUAUAUGAUCAUUACUUUACCUCAAAUUGUCUUAAGUAUUGUUUACAUAUUUGUAAAAACUAUUCAAAAAGAAUUUUUUUUUCAAAUUGAGAAAAGAUUUUAUCAUAAUUUGUGUCCAAUAAAUAUGGGAUAAAAAUUUCAUUUUUCCCCCCUUUUUGCUUUAUUUGUAAAAUUGAAUACCCAAGUGAAUGAAAAUGGUUUCAAAAUGUAUGAAAAUAUAUAUGAAGUCAUUCAUGUAAAUGAUACUAAAUUAGAUUCUCACUCUUGACUUCUUGUACAGUUUAUCCUGAAAUGAAAUUCUUAUUUAAAUUUAUGGCGAUUUUUGUUUAAAAAGUAAUUUCAAAUACAAAAAUCCUUAAAAAUAUUGUUUCUGCAUAUAAUCUAAGAAAAUUUAAUUUAUUUCUAAAAAAAAUAAUAACAAAUGUCUGUGACAUUGAACUUUUUAACAUUUGAGAGUAAAUUUUGCUUGUGAAUUUUAAUCCACCGCUAGAUUUUCUUCCAAUCAUAAUAAAUAUCAAAAUAAAUUGUUUUUUAUAAAUUGGAAAUCGCUUCUUCUGUGAAGCAUGAGAAGUUUUUUGAUUAUGAAAGUUUUUCAUAUUAUAUUAAUAUUUUUUUAAAUUUAUGUUCAGUUUUUUGUACAAUACUUUAAUCUGUAAAAGAUGACAUUAACUGAUAUUUAAAGUCAAAAUAUUGAUGAAAGAACCUUAAAAAUAUUUUUCCGAUUUUAAAUAUACAAGUUGAACAUAGAAUAGCUUAGGAAGAAGCUUAGUUAUCCAUAAAUCUGUAAAUGGAAAGAAAAUUUUAUAAAUAAGGUUUUCAAAGUAUGCUCUUAAGAAUUACAUAAAAAAAAGAUGGUUCUUGUUAGAGAAUUUUGAAAAAAUCAAAUAGUAACACCUGCUUUUAUGUAUUGUUGAUUGAAGGAUUAAAAAACUAUGAAUUUUAGUAGUAGUAGGUACUUGCAGCAUACAAAACAUGAUAUAUAAGACACAGAAAAUAGAGAGAUGGCACGAAAAACAUGAAUUGCAUAUUCACAGCUAAGCCUUAGAUCUGAAAGUUAUAUCUUUUCUUUGAUAGCAUUAUAUAUAUUUUUUGAAAAAAAAAAAAAAAAAAAAAAAAAAAAAAAAGAUAUUUAUGUCUAAAAUAUCAUCAUGUAUUGUGGUAUGUACUUUCAGUGUUUGUGAACUAAUUUGUGAAACUGUGAACUAUUAAAAUGUUUUUACCAUUUCUCUAUUUUAAUUGAUCAUCAUUUUUUUUUGUAUGUGUGUAUUGUGUUAUUUCAAUGCUUUAUAAUUUUUCACUUGUGUAGCAAUACAUAAAAGUUGAUGUAGCUGUCCAGGUGUUUAAAAGUUGUAUUGAAGCUACAUUUAGUGCGAGGAAGCCUUUGAUUUAUUUUCUUAUUUUAGUGCAUACAUUGAACUAAUUAUAAUUUUGAUUUCAUUCAUAUCUCUUGGUGCUUAUAUUUAUUAAAAUUUUUUUUAAUAUUUUGUAUUAUGAGUGUUUUGUAAAGUAACUAAUAUGUUUGCUUUUUAUACAAGAAAUUAUAUAUAUAUAUAUUUAUUUAUUUAUAAUAUAUAUAUAUAUAUAUAAAAUCUCUAAUAAUUGCUCUUCAUUUCAGCUAAUAUAUUUCGUCCGUUUUCAAAAAAUAUUUAUUUCAUAAUUGAUUUUAGUAGAAUAAAUUCAUUUUCAAAAGUUUUACAUUAGCAUAUUUUUGAUAAAAGAUGUUCUAUUUAUUUAUAGCAUUUGUUAAAUGCAGCAUUUUUAUUUAGUGUUUGUCUGCUUUACCUAAUUUAAAAAGGAAUAUAAAACAGUGUGUCUUCAAUUUAAUGUCAUUUUUCUUCAAGUUGAUAAAACUUGAGGAAAAAUGAAAAUGUAUGUAAAUAAGUACCCAUUCAAAGUCCUCUUCUUUUAGCAAUACUGCAUAUAUAUUUAUAGUGCUUGUAAUUUCUUGAGAUUGUUUUAAUGUUUAUGUGCCUAUUAUUAAAAUCUUUUUAAUGUAUUUGAUCUUUUAUAUGUUAUAUUUAUUGUUUCAUGAUGCUACUGUGUUUAUAUAUUGUAUGAUUGUUAAUGUACUUGAAAAACAUGUAUUUAUAUUACUGAAUUCCAGCUUUCUUAACUGGUAAGCUAUUACCCGGUGCUUUUAACUGAUGAAUUUCGGUAUCAAAAUUAAUAUUUAGAUUACUUUUUUGAUGCUGGUUUUUUUAUGUGGU
Molecule: messenger RNA, 7654 nt
Organism: Argiope bruennichi
Lineage: Eukaryota; Metazoa; Arthropoda; Arachnida; Araneae; Araneidae
Product: ATP-binding cassette sub-family C member 8-like
Exons: 32
Coding region: 211-5214 (1667 amino acids)
Biological process (GO): potassium ion transport; transmembrane transport
Cellular component (GO): membrane
Molecular function (GO): sulfonylurea receptor activity; ATP hydrolysis activity; ABC-type transporter activity
Source: RefSeq, a predicted model, not a curated record